Sardina pilchardus (European sardine) is the source of this 2288-nucleotide messenger RNA. RefSeq names its product saccharopine dehydrogenase-like oxidoreductase. Gene Ontology annotation, biological process: glycolipid biosynthetic process. The transcript has 12 exons. Bases 105 to 1388 code for a protein of 427 amino acids. NCBI's taxonomy places the organism in Eukaryota, Metazoa, Chordata, Actinopteri, Clupeiformes, Clupeidae. Gene Ontology annotation, cellular component: lipid droplet; mitochondrion; plasma membrane. The record is from RefSeq and is a predicted model, not a curated record.
GCCAAGUGUCAUCCGUGCUGCUACGGAAGUAGAGUGGAGACGGAGAAACUAGUUGCCAACCUCGCACGCUGAAACUUGGAGCUGUCAAACCUUAACUUCCGAACAUGGCUGUGGUCAACACAUCCUCUGCAAGACCUUAUCACAUCAUCAUAUUUGGGGCCUCGGGAUUUACGGGGCAGUUUGUCAUUGAAGAAGUUGCACGGACAUCUUCGGAGGGUCCUAAAGGAACCUUGAAAUGGGCUAUCGCGGGGAGGAGUAGGCAAAAGCUGGAAAAAGUUCUAGAACAGGCCGCUGACGUGCUCGGUAAACCGGAGCUGAAGUCGGAGGUUGACAUUAUCGUGGCUGAUGUUGGGGAACCGGACUCUUUGGCAGCCAUGUGCAAACAGGGGGUCAUUGUUCUCAACUGUGUGGGCCCUUACAGGUUUUGGGGUGAGCCUGUGGUGAAGGCCUGUGUGGAGAAUGGAGCCCACCAUAUCGACAUCUGUGGGGAGCCUCAGUUCCUUGAAGGGAUGCAGCUGAAUUACGACAAACAGGCUUCAGAAAAGGGAGUCUACAUUGUCGGGAGCUGUGGAUUCGACUCCAUUCCUGCUGACAUGGGUGUGCUCUACACCCGGGACCAGUUUAAAGGUACUCUCACAGCGGUGGAGAGCUUCCUGACUGUAGGAAUAGGACCAGAGGGGGGUUGCGUUCACGACGGCACCUGGCAGUCGGCCAUCUACGGCUUCGCUGAUGGUCCAAAGCUCCGCAGCCUGAGGAGGAAGUUUGGAUACCAGCCCCUGCCCGUCGUGGGGUCAAAAAUCAAGAGGAGGAGUGCACUGUUCUUCAGUAACGAGGUGCAGCAGUACGCGGUGCCCUUCAUGGGGGCCGACGUGUCCGUGGUGAAGAGGUCCCAGCGCUUCUUGACGGAAGAGCUGAAGGAAAGCCCAGUACAGUAUGGAGCAUAUGCAGGCAUCGGGGGGAUCUCCUCCAUAGUCAAGCUUAUGUUUGCUGGCAUGAUGUUCUGGUUCCUGGUGAAGUUCAGUUUUGGAAAGAACCUUCUCAUUAAGUAUCCAGAGUUCUUCAGUUUUGGUGUCUUCUCCAAGGCUGGUCCAACCAGAAAGCAGAUGGAGGGUUCUUCGUUCCGCUUCGCAUUCUACGGCGAGGGCUACACUGAGGGACAGGACCCCAGCCAGGGAAAACCCGAUGGCAAGAUACGCACAGUCGUGCAGGGACCAGAGGCUGGUUAUGUGGCCACCCCGAUAGCCAUGGUUCAGGCCGCCAUCACUAUCCUGAAUGAGCCGGAAUCCCUCCCCAAGAAGGGAGGAGUUUAUUCUCCUGGAGCGGCCUUCGCCAAGACCACCCUGAUCAAUCGCCUGGACGAGCAUGGCAUCAAGUUCUCCGUCAUCUGAGAGUCUUGCACGGUUCCCAUCCCCAGAGUUCAACCUCUCACCUGAGGAUUGCCCCCCCCCCCAACCCCCCCAGAAGCAAGAGCACCCCGCCAACACCCCUCUGCCUGGUCUCAAACGGAGAAACUCUUCAAGGCACUUUGGCUUUGUCUCAUCAAUGUUUAUCAGUGUUUGUUUUGGGUUGGUUGGUUGGUUGGUUGUUUAUUUGCAGUCUUCCGGGCUCUGUAGCUCAGUGGGUGUCUUUGCCUUUGUGUGUGUGAGUGUGUGCGUGUGUGUGUGUGUGUGGGGAGGGCUGGGGGCGGUUUGAUUAGGUCAACUAUGCUGCUGCUGUAGCAUCUUCAGUGCAGCUUGUUGCCCCUGGGUCUCUCUCUCGCUCUCUCUCUCUUUCUCUCUUGCUCUCCUUUUCUCACUCUCUGCUGCAUAUCCAGGACUUUUCCAUUUAAUGUUUGAAUCUGAACCAUAUUUAUGUUAAAAUGACAAGUCAAAAUGUAACUUAUUUUGCUACACUAAUUAAAAGAUAAAAGGAGAUUAACGAAUGUUUAAGCACACCUUCCUCAACUAAGGUUUAAAAGACAAAAAAAGGAACACAUAAAAGUUUUUGAAAAAACUUUUAACUUUUAUUUACUGUGUAUCAGUGACCAAAAUGGCCAUUUUUUUGUUGUUGUUGUUGUUGGGACCUAGCUGAAUGAAAAAAGAUGUAAACUUCAGAUGAGCUAAAAAAAAAAACGUGAUUGAGCACAUAGUACAGAGUAGAUUUCUAGAAUAUAUUUUUGGGGGACUAGUUAGCUGUAACUGGGAAAACGGUUUACUAAUGUGUUUCAUUUCCUGUUUGCCUGCUGUUGCCGUGGCUUUGGAAUUCCUCAUAAAAAAUAAAAGAAUGGAAACUGCACUAUAGCACCUGUU